AUGUCGCUCAAUACUUUCCAACAACUCUCGCCUGAUGAGCGCCAGACUGCCCUCGAUGCGCCGGCCCUCAAGCCGCCUGCAGGAAUGCAGGCGGAUUUCGACAAUCCUCCAAAUAGGAACAUUAUCCCACAUGUUGUCAUUCCUAUUUGUCUAAUUCUUGUUAUAUCGACGAUGCUUCUUCGGGCUUAUGCGAGAGGAACUUACGUUGCAUACAUAUACUGUGUCUACGACGCUGUUCGCAUUGUCGGCUUCUUCGUACACCAAUGGGAUACGACCGUGGGGACCGUAUCGCGAGUUGAGCAUGUCCUCCAACUAGGCGCGACCUUCUACACAAUCACGCUAGUCCUGGUAAAAGCCGCAAUCCUACUACAGUGGAUGCGAAUAUUCGCUCCAGAAGGCACCCGUGGAGCAUUUUACUGGAUAUGCCAAGUUCUAUUAUGGACCAACGUCUUAUUUUAUCUCUCCGUUGCCGUUGCAGGCAAUCUGAUUUGCGUGCCGUUUGAGAGAAUAUGGGACAAGACGGUACCUGGUGUUUGUUACAACGGGCGACCUCUCAAUAUGACGCUCGGUUCUUUUAAUCUUGUGUCUGAUAUUUUUAUUCUCAUACUUCCGCAGAGGAUUAUAUGGCGGUUGAACAUGUCACGAGAGAAGAAGAUUGGUAUUGCGCUGAUAGCAUGCGCCGCUGCUGCAUUUCGCAUAGGAGUCACGGUUACGUACCUAAAGGAUACAGACUGGCUGUACAGAGUCAGCAGUUUAUCCAUGGGUUGUAUUGCAGAAAUGACCUGCAUCCUCCUCGUCUAUAACAUGCCCGGAGUCCCUAGAGCCGUUAGAGACUCACCCAUGCUAUCCAGAAUCUUCGUUUCCCUUCGCUCGUCGCUUACCUCAGAUAAGGACAAAUCAAUUGACGGGUUUCGGCACCCUGAAGCACUGCAGAAGAGGCAACAGCAGCAGAUGCAGAUGCGGACUUUAAGUUCUACGGAGGCUCUUGAGAGUAGUUUAACAAAUACCAGUCAGGAUUGGAUUUUUCGGACGAAUCGGGUUACGACAAUAGAGCAGGAUAAUGAAAGCACGAAAAUUUCAGAGUCAUCACCGCCGGUUACAACUCACCGAGACUAA
Messenger RNA from Talaromyces rugulosus, 1116 nucleotides. RefSeq lists its product as uncharacterized. The coding region runs from base 1 to 1116 and encodes 371 amino acids. Lineage: Eukaryota; Fungi; Ascomycota; Eurotiomycetes; Eurotiales; Trichocomaceae. The transcript has 5 exons. The record is from RefSeq and is a predicted model, not a curated record.